This is a messenger RNA of Ceratitis capitata (Mediterranean fruit fly), 3254 nucleotides long. It is a transcript of the gene mirr, whose product is annotated as homeobox protein araucan. Gene Ontology annotation, biological process: regulation of transcription by RNA polymerase II; neuron differentiation; cell development. NCBI's taxonomy places the organism in Eukaryota, Metazoa, Arthropoda, Insecta, Diptera, Tephritidae. The coding region runs from base 935 to 3229 and encodes 764 amino acids. The transcript has 5 exons. The record is from RefSeq and is a predicted model, not a curated record. Gene Ontology annotation, cellular component: nucleus. Gene Ontology annotation, molecular function: DNA-binding transcription factor activity, RNA polymerase II-specific; RNA polymerase II cis-regulatory region sequence-specific DNA binding.
CUUUUGACUGUUACGCAGAUUGUUUGCAUCGUCGUACCGUGUCGCUCGUACGUAUGCUCGCACGUUUGCAUGCUCGUUCGCUCGCUCCGUCGUUAGCCGUGAAACGAAUAGUCAGUUGCUUAGUUACAUAUGCAGUCAGUGCCGACGUUAACUAGCCGCUGCUACUACAACUGUAUAUUGUUAAUAAGUGUAUUGUUAAUAAGUGCGCUCGCCCACCGGCUCGCCGUCGUCAAUCAGUGUUGUCAGUACGUUUUGUCAUCAUUCACUCACCGCUGUUUUGAUUGACCAAUUUGCGUUCGUGCAAGCAGUGUUCAAUACCAAAAAAAGGAAAAAAUUAAAACAAAUUUUUAAACUAAUUUUUAUUCUCACAAAUUAACGUGUUUUAUCAGCUUAAUAAUAUAAAUUCUUGCAACAAAAAGAAACACGAAUUUUUCGAAACAAACCAAGAAAGACAAGAGAAAGUGCGCGAGUUUGCUAGACAACUUUGAAUAGGAAUUUUGCGUCGGUAAAAGUGCAAGAGCAGCUUAACGCAGGCGUGUGUGUCUGUGUGUGUGAAAAGUGCCCGCCGGUAAACGUAAACUGUUUAUCAUUAGAACGUGUGAAACAAAUGUGGUUGGAUUAACUCAACGCAGAGAAUGCCGUAUCAAAGUUAAAUUUAAAUAAAGUACACAGCCAAGGAAAAAAAGUUAAUUACUUUCACAAAAAUUAUUCCAACUAAUUGUCGGUGAUUAACCACAAAGUGCAGUGUGUGUUAAUUUAAGCAAAAUAGAAACACAAACAACAAAAAUCACUCUUGUUUAACAAAACUAAUGCAAGCGAGAAAAAAAAUUUUGAUAAUAAUCAACUACUUGCGUUUUUAGUGCCAACGCUUGUGUAGAAAAUCUGAUUAGUAGUUAUAAAUUUUAUUUUUAAUUUCGUAAAAUCAUAACAUUAAAUGACAGUGCACAGUAAUGACAGUGGUGUGUGUUUAGUAAUGAACGCCGUUUCAACUCGACCGACUGCAUCGCCCACAGCCGCUACCGCACAGCCCGUCGCGCCGAUCCAACAACACCCCACAAACCUCAGUACGAACGCACCAACGCACAUCGUUGCUGCUGCUGCCAACGCGCCGCAACCUACUUUAACCGCUUCGGUUGCGUCUGCUGUUGCUGCUGCCGCCGCCGCCGCUGCUGCUGCUGCAGCUGCAGCUGGCGCUGUGCCGCCACCCACUACAACAAGUAUAUCUCACAACAACAACAACAACAACGUUCUGCCACUGUCUAAGGGCAGCACGUCCAUAUCAGCAGCAACGCCGCUAACUAUCACAUCAGCCGCCGCUGCCGCCGCCGCAGCUGCUGCUCAUCUACACAACAGCAACAGCGCCAACACAAAUCCGAUGGCAGUAACAUCGACAGUGCCGCCGGGCGCACGUUCUAUUUCACCAUGUUCAGCAGCAGCCACACCCUACGGCAGCAGUAGUAUACCGGGUGGCGCUAGUCUCAGUGCGAGUGGUCCGGGUAGUGGUGUAACGGUUUCGGUGAUAGGUCCACCAGGCAGUGGACCACCGCCGGGUCUGCCACCAGGUUUAGCGGGUGGUCCGGCCGGUGCGGGCGGGGUGCCACCACCGCCGGGUACGCCGGGCUCAAAUCGAUGCUGUGAUACUGGACGCACAAUCUAUACGGAUCCCGUUAGUGGGCAAACACUCUGCUCGUGUCAAUAUGAUAUACUUAGCUAUCAGCGUUUGGCGGCCGCAGGUGGACUUGUCACAGGACCGGGUGGUGUGCCGAUAGGCGUCUAUCCAGAAGGCAUGUCUGCGUAUCUAUCGGGCAUGGCGGCUGAUCAGCCGCCGUUCUAUGCGAAUCCGGCUGGCAUGGAUCUAAAAGAGAAUUUAGUGGCUGGUGGUGCGCCAUGGCCAUAUCCUUCAGUAUAUCACCCCUACGAUGCGGCAUUCGGUUAUCCAUUUAAUAGUUAUGGUGUUGACUUGAAUGGAGCGCGUCGGAAGAAUGCCACCCGCGAGACUACCUCGACGUUGAAAGCCUGGCUAAAUGAGCACAAGAAAAAUCCAUACCCCACGAAGGGUGAGAAAAUCAUGUUGGCAAUUAUAACGAAAAUGACGCUGACACAGGUGUCUACGUGGUUCGCGAAUGCGAGAAGAAGACUGAAAAAAGAGAAUAAAAUGACGUGGGAGCCGAGAAAUCGCGUCGACGACGAUGAUGCAAAUCUCGAUGAUGACGAUCAUAAGAGCACCGAUGAUAAUGAUUUGUUAGAUGCCAAAGACUCUGGUCUCGGCUCAAAUGAGGACAAGGAUCGCUCAAAUCGCCUUGGCGAUUUAAGUGAUCGUCCCGGUGAGAGCAAUAAUAGUGAAUGGUCCGGUUCGCGACCUGGCUCACCAAAUGGUUCACCUGACCUUUACGAUCGCCCUCUCGGCAUGCCAGGCGGUGGUCAUCCACUGUUUCAUCCCGCCGCGUUACAUCACCAUUUCCGCCCACCAGCUGGUUCACCACCCGACAUCGCUGCCUACCACCAUCACCAACAACAACUGCUGCAGCAACAUCAACAGGCGCAGCAAAACUCACUGCAAGCGGCGAGUGGCGGCAUUGGCGGGGGUAGCACUAGCGCAAGCUUAGCGGCAAAACCGCGUAUAUGGUCGUUGGCGGAUAUGGCUUCAAAGGAUGGCAAGGACUCUUCCGCGAAAGAUAGUUCACCGGGCAGCAUUGGCUUACCAGGCACCGGUAUGGGUGAAUUACCCCCCACACAUCCCGCUUUAUAUGGUCAUCCCGCGCAGCAUGCCUCACCCGGUAAGAUAUUGUCGCCUCUAGCGGCGCGCAUACCAAAUUAUUCACCUUACGUGCGACCCGAUCUCUAUCGCGGUUUCUAUGCGCCCGCUGGCCUCACUGGCCCCUCACAAGAAUUUCUCGAGCAUCAGCGUAACUUCAACGCCAGUUUGGCUGCACACAAUGGACUCAGCAUGAAUCCGUUGCUAUGGAAGGCAGCCGUUACCGGUGGCACACCCUUUGCACCAUUAAGUCUUACCACGACGGGAAAUCAUCAUGCGCCACAACAUGUGCCACCACCAGCGGGCGCAUCACCAUCAGCCUCCAGCACAUCCUCAUCGAUAGGUUGUGAUGUUGUACAGCCCCCAUCAUCAAUGAGUCUCACACAAUCACAUCAUAUGGGUCCGAUUUCGGGCAAUUCGACAUCCUCAUCGAACUCGUCCAAUUCUGGCAAACUAUCGCCGGGCAAGCCAUGACAAUUGACCGUAUCACCAACGACCA